AUGCUUUCCCUAAGAGCCAUUUCUUCAUUCUCCUGGAGAGUGUUUCGUUUUCGACUCUUCGGUUGUGAACCGUUAAUUAGCCAGAUGGAUAAGUGUACGAAUGAAGAGCAAGUAUUUGAUCUUAUUGAAGAAAACAAAGCCAUAAUUUCAGAAGAGGAAGUGGGAUAUGCAUUUAAUAUACUUUGUCAGUUUCAGAAGCAGAAUACUGGCUUGUUGAAAAGUGUUGAAUAUAUAAAAAACCACCCCCAAUUUCUUACUCUUUAUAAUUUAACUACAAAUAAAAUGGAAUCUAUGAAUGAUGAUAACCUGGUGAAUGUGUUGUACUGCAUACAACAGUUUGCUGUUGAGUCCCAUGACCCACUAGUUGAAGCACUAGUGACAGAAGCAUGGAAAAGACUGGAAAGGUUUGAUAUGAAUGUGCUGGCAAAAUUUUCCACUUGCCUAGCAGAUCAACACUUAUAUUUUAGUCCAUUAAUGGGAAAAAUAGCUGAUAUUGUAAGUAGGAACUUGGAAACCAUACAGGACUUAAGGUCUUUGUCUGUUUUGAUGGUCAGCAUAUCUUCUUUAACAUCACAACAUUUUCAACAACAAUUAGUGAAGAAAACAGAACUUCUUUUUGAUACCAUAGAUUCUUCCCAGGUCAACAUUGCAAGAAGAAUACUACAAUUCCUUAGAAAUAUUAAAUAUAGUUAUUACCCACUAUUAGAAAGGUGUAAUAAAGUGUUUUUAAGCAAUAUGAAUGAUCUUGAUUUGGACACCAUCAGUAAAAUAUCUAGCCUGUACCACUCUCUACAAUUUAAUAAUUUUGAAUUUAUUUUAAUAACUAAAAAGAGGCUAACUGAAAUGAUCCCUCUGUUUGAUCAGCCUGCUACCUUUGUAAAAUUGUUUGUAGUAUUGGGACCCAUGGCAGGACCUGAAGAAAAGAAACAACUUGAGUCAAGUAUAUUAUUGAUAUCACAGGAGCUGACCAGCCAGCAAGCCCUGGCAGUGAUUGGAGCAAUGGAAGAGAUGGAAAGCAGAAAUUUACGUCUGAUUAAAAAAAUUGCUUCAAUUCUGCUUAAGAAUCUGGAGAACUAUAAACCAAUAGAGUUAUUGAAGAUAACUCACGCAUUGAUUGUUUUACAUUUCCAAAGUAAAGAGUUUUUUGUGAAACUCAGAGAAUUAUUGCUUAGUUAUUUGAAAAUUAGUGUCAAAACUAGUGAGAUUUCCAUCCUGGUCUCUGCCAUUUCUAAACUUCCAUCUCCUCACUUAGAUGAAGUGGGGAUAUCUCGAAUUGAAGCAGUUUUACCACAGUUUGACCUAAAUGACCUGAAUAGUUUUGCCACAUCUGUCUUAAGAUGGAUUCAAUAUGGUCAUGUGUAUCCAGAUAACACUACUGGAAAACAGCUGAAACUACUUCAAAAAAUAGAUCACUACGGUCAUCAGAGACUACAAAAAUACAACAAUUUGAAUUCGUUAUGGGCAGAAAUUAAAUCUUUAAAAGGAGACUGGUUUUCUGAAUCUCUUCUUGAAGAAACAGUUGCUACUUUACAGCGUUUGGUGGAUGGAAUUAAUUACACAAAUGUUGCGGGAAUUGCAUAUUUCAUUUCUAGAACUAACUACCUCAAUACUUUGCUGCUUGACAAGAUAGCCUCAGUGGUCCUUCAGCAGAUUGAAAAGAUUCAUCCUUUUGCAAUCUUUCCUAUUAUUCUUCCAUUCAGCACCUUGAACUAUGAUCCGCCUCAAAGGGAUGAAUUUUUUGGAACUUGUAUUCAACACCUUAAUUCUUACUUAAGUCUAUUGGAUCCUCUCAGGUUAGUGUUUCUUGGUUUCUUUUUUGCCACGCUUGAAUAUUUUCCAGAAGAUCUGCUAAGGACAAUUUUUAACAUCAAAUUUUUAAGCAGAUUGGAUUCUCAACUUGAAAUUUUAUAUUCAACUCUAAAUAGGAAGGUCCAGUUUCGUCUUAUGGAAUUAAAUAGAGCAGUCUGCUUGGAAUGCCCUGAGUAUCAGAUUCCAUGGUUUCAUGACCGCUUCUGUCAGCAACUUUAUAAUAAAGAUAUUGGCAGCCUGAAUGGAGCACAGCAGCAGAUUUAUAAAAUGUUAGCAGAAGUGUUAGGAGGAGCCAAUUGUGUAAAAGCCUCCGCUCUUACAUCUUACUACCACUUACUAGAUUUUGAGUGUAUCUUGGAUAAAAGAAAAAACCCACUUCCUUAUGGAAGCCAUAAUGUAACUUUGGGGAAAAUGCCACAAAUGCACUGGGAAUCAAAUACCCAAAUAGUUGGAUCGAGUCUGCCACCAGGAGCUGAAAGAAUUGCUUUGGAAUUUUUGGAUUUAAGAGCUUUUUGUAGAAACAUUCCUCAUUUAAAAGGAAAAUCUGCUAUGAAAAAACGACAUUUGGAGAUUUUGGGCUAUCGUGUAAUUCAGAUCCCUCAUUUUGAAUGGAACUCUAUGGUACUGUCAACAAAGAGUGCUCGAAUGGACUACCUAAGGGAACGUAUAUUUGGAGACGGCAAAUCAUGA
This is a messenger RNA of Pipistrellus nathusii (Nathusius's pipistrelle), 2499 nucleotides long. The record is from the annotation of a GenBank genome assembly. NCBI's taxonomy places the organism in Eukaryota, Metazoa, Chordata, Mammalia, Chiroptera, Vespertilionidae.